Messenger RNA from Fomitopsis serialis, 1038 nucleotides. RefSeq lists its product as uncharacterized. Bases 48 to 965 code for a protein of 305 amino acids. The transcript is spliced from 5 exons. The record is from RefSeq and is a predicted model, not a curated record. NCBI's taxonomy places the organism in Eukaryota, Fungi, Basidiomycota, Agaricomycetes, Polyporales, Fomitopsidaceae.
GCAGCCACUGCUAAGGCCGGUAUUGCGCUCGUCUGCAUGGCAAAGUCAUGAGCGCGACCCUCACCCCCAACUCCUCCCCCAAGGUCAGGCGCAAGGGCUCCUCCCGCCGCCCCCGCGCAGGCUCCUUCCUCCCCCCGUUCUCCCAGGACACCCACGACGCGGCCCUCUAUGCGAUCAGGACCUACCUCAAGGGGCGCACGUCCUACGACUCCUUCCCCGUCAGCUUCCGUCUCAUCGUCCUCGACUCCAAGCUAGAGGUGAGGAAAGCCUUGUCGUGUCUCCUGUCCAACGGCGUGGUCUCUGCACCGCUAUGGAACAGCGAGCAGUCCCGCUUCGCCGGCAUGUUCACCGUCUCAGACAUCAUCCACCUCAUUCAAUACUACUACCAGUUCUCCUCCUACGACUCUGCAGAGCAGGACGUGGAAACCUUCCGUCUGGAGUCACUAAGAGACAUUGAGAAAAAGCUUGGUGUAGCACCGCCCCCGCUACUCCGCGAAAAGCCUAGUUCCUCGUUGUAUGACGCUGCAAGGCUCCUAAUCCAGACCCAUGCACGCCGCGUCCCACUGCUAGACCAUGACUCGGAGACGGGACAUGAAGUAAUUGUGUCAAUAUUGACGCAGUACCGUCUCCUGAAGUUCAUCUCGAUCAACUGUCCGGGUAACAUCCAGCAACUACACCUCCCCCUACGGAAGCUGAAUAUCGGGACGUAUGUCACCGACUCAUCACCACCAGCUGAAGAUGUUCCAGAGGAUUACAACCGCUUCCAUCCCAUUGCUACUGCUACGAUGUCAACACUCGUCUUUGAUGUCGUGCACAUGUUCUCCGAGCGCGGCAUUUCUGCCGUGCCAAUCAUCGACGAGGAUGGCAUCGUCGUCAACCUUUACGAGACUGUUGAUGUCAUUGUGAGCGAUCCUUCCAUCCUCCUUAUUGAAUGUCUCAUCCGACACUUCGCUAUUAGGCCGUAGCAUUGCGUCUGCUCAGGGGCUCAUGAUUGACUGUAUCAUCUGCACUACAGGAAGAGGAACGGCGAGGAGGCAA